Coccidioides posadasii C735 delta SOWgp is the source of this 3009-nucleotide messenger RNA. RefSeq lists its product as uncharacterized. The record is from RefSeq and is a predicted model, not a curated record. NCBI's taxonomy places the organism in Eukaryota, Fungi, Ascomycota, Eurotiomycetes, Onygenales, Onygenaceae.
AUUGCCUCCACUGUUGCCGCUGCAUGGAAUUUUCAAUCCUCAGCCCUCCAAGUCUUUGAUCGUUGGGAUAUGUGCCAAUCGGACCAUGCAUGACAGGUUGCCGAAUGCCAUGAUCAACUCAAAGACGAGUUCCGAUUCGCCGUCGCCCUCAUUCUUCAAGAGAACGCAGCCUCCUUGCUGCAGGGUUACCUGUCUUUCUGACAUCACUCCAAGGUGUUCCAAUGGCAUCCAAUCUCAUUGGAGCGUUUGCUGCUUCCAUCUACACUCAGAUGGAAUCUCCUCCCCGCUGAAUAUCACUUCCCCUUAACCCCUCAUGGCUCUCAUUCCCUGAGGUUUCAAUCUCUAUAGAUUAUGUCCUAUUUUCCUUGCAGUGCCUUGUUUCCUUCAUUUAUGUGCGUGCAAGAUUACACUCACUUUUCUGGUGCAGGUCGAUCGACGUAUAGGGCCGCACCAAUAUCAGACCUUGUUAACCUCCUUCCCUUGUCCGAAUCCAUGGCGUAGCUCAAGAUCGAUUGUCACCCCGCCUCUGUGACCCUAUCGGACAGCUACGCUCCGGGUACAAUACACAGUAGAUGGGCGACGGCCUGCACCCGCAAAAGAAGGCCGCAGCAGGAUGCGCCUCUUAAUUCAAAUUCUCAUAUUGAGUAAUUUGUUGAGAUACCCCAAUAUAGUCGCUGGUGCUGCGCUUGUACCGAGGGCCGGGCAACAAAUUGUGCAGGAUAUCGUUCCUCCAUGUUCGCUAUCGUGUUUGAAAGAUUUUAUAUCGCAUAAUUAUCCAACGUCAAUUUGCUCCGACACGAAGAGCCUAGGUUGUUUGUGCACUCAAAAAUCGCGUACAGGCUACGCAUUUGGGGAAGCAGCUUUGCAAUGCGUCCUGGCAUCUUGUCCCUCUCCAAAGGAUAAAGAAUUCGGAGUCUAUAAUGUAUGCCGGGAUGUGUUCGCUGCCGUUCCUAACACCCAUACAGCUAUUAUUGCCACACUUGCGCCCAGUCAUACCGUCCCACACUCGUCACAUAUCGGAUCCACGGAAACAUCGAAAAUAACCAUGUCAAUUAUCUCAUCAACGAAGGAUAUUGCUCAUGGAAAGACCAGGACGAAUAUCACACCUACAGCAUUGGCUACUUCUACCAGAAAAUCGACCUCAACACCGGGCGCGAGUCAUGAAAGUAAAAUAAACGCAGAUGCUUCGAUGUCUUUCACUCUUAGUUCUUCCAUGCCAGCGCAGACGACAGUGGCAAUUACCUCCGGUUCUCUCCCCCGAAAUCAAAUUAUUGGCAUUUCCGUUGGAGUGGGGGCAGCGUGCUUAUUUGGGAUAGGACUGCUAGCAUUCUUCGUCUUAUGUCGGCGCAGAUGUUUCCAACGUCGGAAAAAUGAGCUGUUCGAAAUUGGUGGAACAAUGUCAGAACCAUCGCCGAGGCGAUUUCGUAAAAGCUUGCCACGAAUUCCCAGUACCCCUGUCGGCGCUUAUAACCGAUCGACCUUUGAGCCACUGACCUCCAUUCCUGGCCUAAGGCUUCAUUCUGGCUACCAAAGCAGUGACUUUGGUCCGGGUAAAAGGCCUUAUACCCCUUCUGAGCUGGCAGAGACGGAUGACAUAGAGCUCGAAAGCCCUUCUUCGAUGCGAACAGUGUCACGCCUGCUUCCAGAUAAGCCCGAUCUCGAAACUGUUGUUCAUCAGCAUCCUAUAACUGAAAAGUUAGCGUCUGCUCGACCAUCAAGUGCAGUCACUAUAUUCGAGGAAGACGCUGAUUACCGCAGAUCAAAUCCACCUGAAAAGCAUUUGGAUAUGUUUAAAUCAGACUGUGAUUUGCGUACAGAAGGUGGACUAUGGAGCGGUUUUCCGGGGAACAACUCUUUUUUGUCACCGGAAGUCAGAACUCACCCAAAUACGGUCAAAUUUACAAAUCCAUUCGCGGGACUCUUGCAAACUCCUGUGGGCGGGACAGCGUCACCUCAGAUACCCAGACAAGGCUCAGUUGUAGAGUUAUCAUCUUUACACUCCAGCUCUCGCCCACAACUUAGCGGGCAUGUGAACUCCCGCAAAACUGAUUCACACAUAUUUCGCAUGCGUCAUUCGGUCGCGUCAUCGACUACUAGCUUUGAGACGACUGCGUCGGAUGAAGAGGGAAUGAAUACCAGAUCAAGCCGCGCCACGACAAGGCUAAGCCCCGUGGAAGAAUCUGAUUCCAAGUUCUCUCCGUCCAAGUAUUUGCAGGUGCCUCCUGCGGCUCAUUAUUCACACUCCGUCCGUGGAAGAAACCAAUGGAAUCCAAGGCCUUUGAGAAAUGGGGAUAGUCAUAAUAACCCUCGGCGACAGCCUAGCUCUAACGAAGGAAACCACACUCUGGAACCGGGCCCGUACCGCCCUCGUACGCAACCCGCAUCUUAUAAAGAUUUUGGCUGUAAAGCAGAGUCUAGCGCAGAGAGCGCAGGAAAUCUUUCGCCGCCAGUUAACGCUCAUAUGUGCGCUAACCUAUAUAUACGACCUUCACGGAGACCUGAACAAGGGUUCGCAGAGUUCAAUAGUGGGUACGAACCUGAGGGUCGAGCCAGCCCCUGGGAGCGAAAACUCGACCCGCCACGAAGGGGACCGAGGCUGGUUUGAGGACCGAUUGAUGCUUAUUUCCGAUAUUUAAUGAUCGAUUAAUGCCAAGAUGGUUUCUUUCUUCAUGGAGGUAUGUUUUAUUAUCAUAGCGGAGUUGCAUAGAUAUCCCCCUUUGGAAAGCCUUAUGGUAUCCAGAUCUUCUUAUAUAUGAUGUACAAAGUAUGCACAGGACAUAUACUUUUGUUGUUUUGUUUCAAAGCUGGAUGCUAGCCAAAACCCCAGAGGUUCUGAAAGCGCAUAUUCAUGCUUUGGUUUCUUCUUUCCUUCGUUCUAGCUUCGUUUUCCAGUUCCUUAUUUUCUCGUCGGCUAUCUGCCUCGCUUCAUUUCUUUGGGCAUUUGACCUCACUUCAAUAACUGCCCUGGUGGCAGCCCUUUAGCGUCACGUGCUUUGACAUUUAGCAAAG